GACGGAACCAAAAUGGGCAUCACUCCAACAUGAAAAGUCAGACGCGUCGAAAAGCUCGUGAAAGCUAGCGUAAAGCAAGCUUUUGUUCAUUUGUAGGCAGCCUGUCAGUGGUCUCUAGCUUCCAUUCACCUUUGGAGGCCUAUGUCCACGUCCAUCCAAUCUAGCCAAUCUUAUAUGACAACAUCGUCGCUGCUGCUCGAUGCCCUCGCUCCCCGUCCACCUGAUCAAAACUCCCCAACUGUCCUUGUCGACAAGGAUAUCAAUUCGACGAUGGAAAUCGAUGCAGAGUUCGAGAUGCUAGAGCAAGAAGACAGGAUGACAAAGAGUUCGAGGACGGGCUUUGAGGUUUCUAAAAGGUUCUCAGGAGCAGGGACCAUGAGCUUGAAUCAGUUUGGCCAGACUCACGAGGAUCAAGACGAAGGAGAGAGACCAACGGGGACGAAUAUGGCAAUCAGCGUUGAUUCUCCGCCUCCGGGAGAUGCGUUUGACGAAGAGCCGGAAGGAUGGGAGGAGGAAGCCUCUAUGGAAGAGAUGGAGCGGGCGAAACGGUCUUUAGCGAUGCAAAAGCCUGUCUCAUCCGUGAAUACUGGAGUCAACCCAAAAUCUUCAUCCUCCAGCUCUCGAAGCAUGUCCAGCGGGAAGCAUCACUCUGUCGGUCGGCCCGCCAUGUCUGUAGCUUCAACUUCUACAAGUGAAUUCCAACCUCUCGAUGACGGUAUUUUUGGACCGAGCUUACAGGGCCUUCGUGCCGAGACGGCGAGUGGAAGCGUUAUCUCCUUCAAGCGACGUUCGAAACCAGCCGUUAAAUCCGUGGCAGGAGAGUCGGGACACAGCUCAGAUAUCAGUCAUCUUCUCGGUCAGCCAUUACAUCACCUUUUGGCUGAAGUCCAAGAGCUCAAAUCGCGAGAGAGGGCAUUAAAGAUGCAAAAGCAAUACGAUGAUGAAGCUCGAUUGAACGUCGCUACUCCGGUGGCCGGGUCCUCAUGCACCAGCAUGUGGGUUGACAAGUAUCGUCCCAAGCGCUUCUCUGAUCUCCUGGGCGACGAUCGCAUCCAUCGAGAGGUCUUAAGCUGGCUCAAGGAAUGGGAUAGAUGCGUCUUCAGAAGAGCUAAUACGGUCAGGAAGAGACGUAUGGACGAGGAGAAUGCUUAUAAUGACCCUCUGGAUCGGCCAAAAGACAGGGUGCUGCUCCUUUCUGGACCACCUGGACUCGGCAAAACUACCCUUGCGCAUAUUAUAGCUCGGCAGGCAGGGUAUAAAACGCUCGAGAUUAAUGCUUCGGACGAUCGAUCUGCUUCGACGGUCAAUACGAGAAUCAAGAAUGCCAUUGAAGCGGGUACAGGCCUGGCCAGCGAAGGCCGGCCUACAUGUGUGAUUAUAGAUGAGAUUGAUGGAGCGGGUGGUGGAGGAGAUCAUAGCUUCGUCAAGGGGUUGAUCAAGUUGAUCCAAGACGUCCCUGCGCGCCGUAAGACCAAUACUCCCGCCAAACCUCUUCGACGACCUAUCAUCUGUAUAUGCAAUGAUCUCUAUGCGAACACCCUUCGACCGCUGCGGCCCUUUGCACGAGUCGUGCGAUUCCGGCAGGCUCAGUCUCAGCUCCUGGUCAAGAGGCUCAGGGACGUUUGCGCUCAAGAAAAGCUAGAGGCGGAUCUCAGGGUCUUAACCAUGUUGGUGGAGAUGACCACGGGGGAUGUCAGAAGCUGUCUCAACACGCUGCAGUUUAUAAAGUCCAAAUCUUCUGUAGUGACUCCAGAAGCCAUCAAGACGUCCUCUGUUGGUCUCAAAGACUCUGGGACGACUCUACAGACCGUCUGGAACAACCUUUUCAUCCCCAUCGCCGCCAAGACUCGGCGUAAGCAGAUCGGUAUCGACGAUGGCAAAUACGUCAAUCGACUCGUGGACGAUAUAUUCUCAUGCGGAGACUAUGACAAGCUCGUUCAGGGUCUGUUUGAACACUAUCCCAAGCUCAAACCGCUGGAUGCCAGUCUGGCCAACCUUGGUAAACUGCAUUCUUGGAUAGGAUAUUAUGAUGCGCUAUCUGGACGAGUCAAUGAGCGUAUGGAAUUCGAAUUGGCUGGGUAUAUUCCUUAUUCACUCGUGCCUUGGUACUCUCACAUGGCCGCUCCUGCGAACAAUACGAAAGCGACGGAAUGGCCGAAAGCAGAUUACGAGUCCUAUCAGACUCGGGUGGUCAAUGAAGAGAUUGUCACGAGUCUCAAAAAGACAAUGCCUGGCAUUCUUCGAUCGUUGUUCCCCACCACGACAUUGUUGACCGAGCUCAUCCCUCUCUUGAUGCGGAUCAUCACGCCUCCACUUCGUCCAGUCAACGCUAUCAUUGUCAAGGCAGACGAGAAAGCGACUUUGAAUCGAUUGGUCGAGCUCAUGAUACCGCUGGGUCUGUCUUUCUGGCAGGAGAAGGGGGAGAAUGGGCAACCGAUGAUGCGUCUCGAGCCACCUAUCGACGUGUUCAUACACUAUGAGGGCAAGAGGGCGGAUGACAUCGCUGCGUCACGAUUCGCGGUUCGUCAACUGAUUGCGCAGGCGGUGAGAUUGAGAUGUCUAAUUGAGCCUAUCCAUGGCCCCAGCGCUGAUAAGGGAUAUUUUUCUUUUUGGCCUGAUGACAGAUGGAGACUGAAUUAGCUCGGCGCCGCGGGGCAGUCACAGAGGAGACGUCAGCGGCUGCGACAUUGAAGGGGAUGUAUGGGGUCGUCAAGUGAGGUUUUAGGUUGUCCUUGUCUCCUCCCUGAUAAGCUGAUAAGCUGUCUCAAGGAAAGCUGGCGUCACUGGACCAGAGGGCAAACCGGAGGCGGUAGGUCAUUCAUCUUUUCCUUAUCGAUUGUCCCCGUCGUAGGCUGAUUUAUGAUGCCUUGACACAAUGACAGAUAGCUACAGAUUUCUUUGGUCG
Kockovaella imperatae is the source of this 2905-nucleotide messenger RNA. RefSeq names its product P-loop containing nucleoside triphosphate hydrolase protein. The record is from RefSeq and is a predicted model, not a curated record. NCBI's taxonomy places the organism in Eukaryota, Fungi, Basidiomycota, Tremellomycetes, Tremellales, Cuniculitremaceae. The transcript has 13 exons. Gene Ontology annotation, molecular function: ATP hydrolysis activity; ATP binding. Bases 142 to 2640 code for a protein of 832 amino acids.